This is a messenger RNA of Racocetra persica, 1935 nucleotides long. NCBI's taxonomy places the organism in Eukaryota, Fungi, Glomeromycota, Glomeromycetes, Diversisporales, Gigasporaceae. The record is from the annotation of a GenBank genome assembly.
AUGGCUAAUUAUUAUCGUGAGCUAGAGGACAGUGGUGCAAAUUAUGAAGAGGAGGAGGCACAGUUAUGGAGAGAACCGAUUUACUCUCGACAAAGACAAAGAUUUGAUGGACAUAAUCAUAAUAAUGACGCUAUUUCUUCACAUAUAAGGAGAAUGCCCGACGAAGUAUGGCUGAUUCCAGCUAACAUUGAUGCAAAGAAAAUUCUUGGCGAGAAAAAAGCCAACCUACAACGUAUAGAAGCCUCAACUAAUACACACAUGAAUUAUAACGAUAGUGAUGCGCAAAUCGAAAUGUGGGGAAACCGAGAUGAGCUUGCUGAAGCAAUAAAACAAUGGAACACUCUCGCUCAGAAUAUUCUGGAUGAUGAAUUAAGAAGAACUAGGGAAGCUAGGAAAGCUAGAGAGGAAAAGAACAAGAGUGCUUGGGCAAAGCCAGAAAAGGAACUUACAGAAAAGCAGCGUAGAAAGCUAAAACGAAGGGAAGAGAGGGCUGCCAAGGAAAAAGAAAUGGCCGGACCCAAUUUUCCUCGGGAUAGAAUGCCAUAUAACGCACAUUUCGUGUUACCUACUAAUAAUGAAAUUCCUAUUGAGCAAAUUCUUGGGGACAAAGAAGACGUGCUGAACUCCAUUCGAAUGGAUACCAAUUGUUACAUGUUUUAUGAUCCAGUCCUUAAGUUGGUUAAAAUUGCUGGAAAUGAAAGUGAUUUGGUAGAAGAAGCCGCUAUGCGUGUCAAAGUUCUUUAUUUAAAAUCUGUCGCGAGACGGAGUAUUCCAAUAAACUUGAAUGAUAAGUCAAAGCGCAAUGGAUGGGUGCAUCAUAUGAUUGAUAUACCUGAUAUACCUAGGCAACCAUAUCGUGUUAGAAUUGCAAAUAUGCCUGAUGGGUUUAUGCCUCCUCACGAUGUGGACACGAAAACUGCCAUUAAAAAUUUUGAACCUGUUAGAGAUGGGGGGGACCCUACUACUGUUGUAAAGGAAAAUGACCCAAAAGAAUCUUCAGUAGAUUUAGAAACAUUACAAAGAAUCCAAUUAGAGAAUGUCGAAGGAAUUAAGAAUGCCCUUUUACAAGCAUUAGGUGCGAUCCACUUGCUAGACGAAGAAAUCAAAAUGCGUAUCAGGUUUGGUCAAAUAUGUCUUACAGAUUACCCUAAAGAAACAUUAUGGCCAAUCGACAAAUUGAAUGCUAAGGUUUUGAAGAGUCCUAAAUUAAAUUCCAAUAUUGCCACCAAUAAUGAGCAACUCAAAGGACUUUUUGAAGUUGUUUCUCAAGGAGAUCAACAAUGGGAGGGAUCUCCUUUCCGUGAAUACAAAAUUCGUGCUUACAUGCGUCCCAAAUCUCGUGGGGAUCCAAAAUUAGAUUGCGUAUUUGACGUCAAAUUCAAAAAUGAUAACAAAAUUGGAUUAUGGAACGCGACUAUGACUGAAAGAAAUGUAUUGAAUGUUAAUAUGGCAUGUUUAGACUAUGACUAUUCGUGGAACUUUUCCAUUCGCACGGCAAAAAGAUUAAACAAUGAUAAAUUUGGCCCUCAAGGAAACUUCUCUCAAAUUAGCCCAAACAAUAAAUUGAUUUACACCAAUACCGAAGAUAUUGUAGUUACUUCUGUCUGUGAAAAGCUUAAAUGGAAAUUUUGGUGGGGGGACAAUUAUGUAAUUGAGAUUACAAGAUAUGAACAUUGGAAUUGUGAUAAUAAAUUUCAAACCAUACCUCCUGGAGUAGAGAUUGUUUUAGGCCGCGAACCUUCGCAAAACACUUUCUUCGGUGUUACGAGGGAUUUCGCAGAAAAUUGUAAUUUAUCGUCAGGGCGUGUACCAGAGUGGCAUCCUAUUGAUUUUGUCGAAGAGGAAAAGUCCGGAGGUGUUGAUCAUUUGUUGAAUGAGAUUCGAAACUUCUUAGACGUCUUGCACAAUAAUGUUUCUAAGGCGCAACGAAAUUAG